UCAAAAAUGUCACCCAAUUUUGUUUUUCAAUACUUCUUAUUGUGCUUGUAGUUCUUAUUUAUCAUGCAUUAAAAUUUAUUUAAACUUACAAUUGUUAUUACUUUUUUUGGACAUUCUGUAUAAUUAAACAUAUCAUCUUCAUUUUCUUGAAAGUAAAUAUGAAAAUCUCAUCUUAUUUUCAAAUUAUUCGAAAUUAAAUUAAAUUGUUUGUAUUUCCAAUGCCCCUGCGUGCUUGAAACAUGCUUAUCUCCAGUGGUGGGAUUCAAAUUUUUUGUCAGCCGGUUCCUUCACAAAAGUUAAAUUUUUCAGCCGGUUCUGUUACAAACAGAAAAUUGACAGUAACCAGUAAUGCUAACCGGUUCGCUGAUCUCAUAAAAUUCUGUGAAACGGUUCUGUAGAACCGGUGCGAACCGGCUGAAUCCAACCACUGCUUAUAUCUUAUUUCACAAGGCGAAUGCAUCACUGUAAGUGGUGGAAUGGCCCAAAUCAACAUCUAUCAAUCUGGCGAGCCGAUACUGGCGAUCUACAGUGAUGCUAUGACAUCAGAAUGCAAUGUCGGAGGUGGCGGAGGAGCUGGCUCUGGUACUGGUGGUAAUGGAGGCGGCGGCGGCAACGUAGCAACAACCUGCACUGACUGUACUUGUGCCGACAGUGAAAAAGUAGAUUGCGGCGAAUUGGCGAGCACAGAGGCUACUUGCACUGCUUCAGGGUGCCUCUGGUGCCCCGCUGGGUCUGGUUCGACAGCCCCAUGGUGCUUUUACAAGGCCGCGGAAAGUACUGGCACGACAACGGCCCCAGGAAAUGGCGGUGGUAGCACAGGUGGAACGGGCGGCAACACUUGUACAGAUUGCACUUGCCCUGAUAAUUUAAAAGAAGAUUGUGGCGAACUCGCCAGUACAGCCGAUUCUUGUGCGGCAGACGGAUGCUUAUGGUGCCCACUUUCAACAAGAGCUGAUAUUCCGUGGUGCUUCCAUCCAAUCGGAACAAUAUCUUCGACCACAGCGCCACCUGACGGUGAAGGAUCAGGUGGUGGCGGUGGAGGAGAUGUCCAAUGCUCAGACUGUUCCUGUCCUUCAGAGGCUAAGACAGAUUGUGGUUUCAUGGGAAUUACUUCGACCGAAUGCGUGAACAGUGGAUGUUUAUGGUGUCCAUCUGAAGGUACGAGUGAUCCAUGGUGUAUUCAUGUAUCUGAGAGCACUGGAGGGGGUGGCGGAGAAGUCAGCUGUUCUGUAACGGAAACUAGUCGUCAAGAAUGUGGUUAUUAUGGAAUCCAACAAAAUGAAUGCGAGAACAACGGCUGUUGCUGGGCUGAGUCCAAUCUUAGCGGAGUACCAUGGUGCUACACCGCACUCUAGAAAAAUUACAUCAUCAAUGAUGAUGUAAAUACCAAUCAUGACGUCAUAUUAUCAAUAAUUCUAUUUUAAUUUUUGAUCCAGAAUUCUUAAUACAUGAAUUUUG
This is a messenger RNA of Styela clava, 1458 nucleotides long. The record is from RefSeq and is a predicted model, not a curated record. Lineage: Eukaryota; Metazoa; Chordata; Ascidiacea; Stolidobranchia; Styelidae.